CCCGCUCCAACUUUAACCGUGCCACUAAAAGAAAUAGGGCAGUUUCACGUCUAUCGCCAUUUUGGAUCGGAAACGAGGUUGCGGGAGCCAAUGGAGAGCAGCAGCAGCGGCUGCAGCCGUAUUUUCUCGCAGGCUCCCUUGGGUGCACCAUGCAACUGUGACGCACACUCUGGGCCAGAGAUAAAGGUAUCUGCUAGAUCCUCUCCGCCUAGAAGGAAGAAGAAAAAGCUGAGCUGUGAGCUUCAGGAUGGCUUUGCGGAAGCUGCCCCAUGUCUUGGUGACCUGACCUUAGCAGCUGAGGGGACAAACCUUGGCAGCCAGCCUCUCCACCACCAGCCCAACCCAUUGGAUCAGGCAGCUCUCCACGACCAUGCUCUGUAUUGCAUCCCUGGGGAAGCAGCAGCUCUGAAGAACCUGGUGAGGAAGCUGCAGGACACUUUGUCCCACCAGAGCGAGCUCCUCCUCAGCCUGCAGAAAACUGUAGAGGACCAGGAACUCCAGUAUCAUGAACUUCAGGAAAAAGCAGAAGCCAAGAAAUGCCAUGUUCUUGCUGAUCUUGAAGCCCAUGUUUCUCAACUUGAAGCCAGGAACCAGUACCAGCUGGAGCCUCGAGGGCCAUGUUUGCAGAAGGAGCAGGAUGCCCGCAGUGCCACCACCCUCUCACUGAAAGAUCAAGUGAGGGGGAAGCUUGAGGGCCGAGUGCAAGAUGAGGUUUUCUCCCUGCAGGGUGUCAACACCCACAGCAAGUGGUUGAGGUUCUACACAGGCUUUGAUGGAUACCCUCGCCUCAGGGCCUUCUUGGACUUCCUCCUGGAGGGGGAGAGCCUGGAAAAUGGCCCUGCCUGUGCCCUCAGCUCCGAAAACCAGCUCUUCUUGGUGCUUGUCCGGUUGCGCUUGGGUCUCCUUCUCCAGGACCUGGCUUUUCGCUUCCGUAUCUCUGAAUCCACAGCCUGCCGCUACUGGAUGACCUGGAUGGAGCUGAUGGAGCGGAAACUACGACAGGUUCCAGUUGCCUUCAGCCAGCGCUAUGUAGAUGCCUUCAAGCCACAACAGCAACUUCGACAUCACAACAUGAUGCUGGUGGCUCUGGACUGUGCAGAGCUUUUUUUCGAAGCCCAAGGAAGGACGCGAGGCAAACGAUAUGGCUCUCGGAGUCCUCGGGCCCACUAUUCAAUCCAUGGGUCUGCUCUGGCCGCACCUAGCGGCUUCCUCACUUUCAGCACAGGAACAGACCACGAGUUGCCCACACUGCCUCCAUUCCUACAGGCAGGACCUGUGGAGUUGACGGCUGAGCAAGAGGCUGCCAAGAGGCAGGUACUGAGUUUACAUAGCCUGACAGACAAGGCCCUCGGCUUCCGUUUCCUACGCCUGGUUCACCCUCAGCACAUGGAAGACCAAGUGAGGAGGGCCUGGGUCAUCUCCUGUUAUUUGGCCUGCCUGCUGCAUGAACCUAUGGGUCUAACCUAGAGCAAAGAUUCCUAUACUCUCAGGACAUUUCUUUUAAUAAUCAUUUCACUUUUAACAUUUUGAUCACAGGACUGUUCGGAGAUGAUGAUGAAUUCUUUCUUGGAGCAAAAACCUUUCUGCUUUCCUUGAUCAUGGAUAAAAUAAAGGCAACAUUCACAUGUCACCUACCCAGUCCAAUAAUUCUAUUUGAAAACCUUUCCCAUAUUGCUUUCAUGAAUUGUUAAAUGUUUUGUCAUGCUUUCCAGUUUCCUUCCUAGAAAUUUUUGGUUUGGUUUUUUUCCUCCCCAUGCCUUUUUUUUGGUCAAUUUUAACUAUUGGUAACUCUCUGGAUAAAUCCCUAAGGCUUUCUUUGCAACUAUUUCAGUAGUCUGAUGCUGCAUUUUUCCUAGGGCUAGCUGAUCCCAGGUUAUCAGCUAGCUUCCUAUCCAAGACAGGACUAGGACUCAGUUAUUUUUUUCUAGCCUGGUAGCUUAAACUGGUUCUCUGGGUCUUUUUAUCAUCUUGUUCUUUUUAAAGCAAACAGUUUUAGCUUCCAGGUUCAAACGCGGUAAAUUUCAUUCCUUUUUUUUUUUCAAUCUGUUCUUUCACACGGAUUUUCAGAUACUGCCUCUUAAUUCUGGGUCUCCAGUGGCUACCAAAUUAGUGCUUAAAAUUAGAUUGAUCAGCUAUUUCUAUUUUUUUUUUUAAGAAAACAUCUUCCAAGAAAAUCUCUAUGUUCUGAAAUUUAUUGAAAUUUCAAAAAGUUUUUCAAACCACCAAAGUGCCACUUUUUAUCAUGCUUAUCUAGUCCCUUAACUAGCUAACAUAAACUUCUUACAAUAAUUGCCUUUUUACGACCCUGCUUACCAUGUGAAUUAUUAAUUACAGAAGGUAAGGAUUUCUUGGGAGAAGAAUAUAUUUUAAAGUGAAAUCUCGAAUUCUGUUGUGACUCAAAAGAACCUUUGCCUGCUGGACUCUCAGCAAAACAAACUGAUACUGUCAGAAUAUUAAUUUGAGCGG
Messenger RNA from Thamnophis elegans (Western terrestrial garter snake), 2466 nucleotides. RefSeq lists its product as uncharacterized. NCBI's taxonomy places the organism in Eukaryota, Metazoa, Chordata, Lepidosauria, Squamata, Natricidae. The record is from RefSeq and is a predicted model, not a curated record. The transcript is spliced from 5 exons. The coding region runs from base 91 to 1467 and encodes 458 amino acids.